AUCGAGUCGCUAAACCCUGACUUUUCUCUAUUUCUUCCCCCACUCUCUCUCUUUAUUCUACCCCAACAAUCUAGGGUUUUACUUUUUUCUACGCGGGCUUCAUUAUUUUUCCCCCCUUUUCAAAAAAAUUUAUAGGGUUUCUGAUUAAAUUUCUUCUGAAUCAUGGCUUUAAUCGAAACACAAUCAAAUGGUAUACUAACAGGAAAACAUUACGAAAACAUGUUGAAAGAGUCAAUAGAUAGAUUCUUAGAAGAAUUUCAGAAAAAGAAAGACACAGAUUUCUCUGGUUUCACUUCCAUUUUCUUCCGUUUUCUUCAAUCAAGACUCAUCCCACCACUUGAAACCAUCUGGUUUUACUCUAGUGUGAAGUUUCUAAGCAAAAAAUCUGAUGAUGAUUUGAUUAGACGGGUUUUGGAAAUUAGGGAUUUGUUUCAGUUACUUUCAGCUUCUUCUGCUCCAUGUAAUGGGGUCAAAUCUAUUGCUGUUUUAGCUCCGGUUUUGUUUAAGCUGUAUCAUUUGGUAUUGGAGUUGACGAAGAAAGGCGAGAGCGUGGGGGUAAGAGAGAAGAAGGCGAUGAGAGAGAUUGAGGGGUUAGUUGAUGGUGUUGUUGGGUAUAUUAGCAUUUGUGGUUGUAAUGGGGGAAAUGAUGAUGGUGGGGAUGAUUUAUCUGUAUCUUGUUUUGGGGAUUUGGUUAAGGUUUGGACUAUUAAAGGUGGGAAGAAUGGUAGAGAUGAAGUUUUGAGAGAGUUUUUGCCUCUUGUUAGUGAUGAGAUUAGAGUUGGUUUUGGUGGUGAGGAGGAGGGGAUUAAGAUUGAUUAUCUUGCUGGGGUUGUUAUUGUUGAAGCGUUUUUGCUGAGUUUGUGCUUGAAAUGUCGUGGGGGUGCGGGUAGUGGUGUUUCGAAGGUGGAGCUGGAGAAAGAAUUGAAGGCAUGGGUUGUUGGUUCAAUAACUGGUUUUAGAAACUGCUACUUCUUCGGGAUACUUCUAAGGAUGUUGUUGGAGCCAGCUUUGCCUGUCAUUUCCCUACUGGGUUCCAAAGACGAAGCUCUGUUGCGAAAAAUUCUGUUUGAUGCAGUGAUUCUGGUGGACUAUUCCUUCCUUAAUUCUGACAGAGAAACUGGGGCAUCAGCUGACUACAUGAAAAAUCUUGCUAUUACAAAAUUGAUAGUAAUUCAUGAAGCCACACAGGCUGCCAGGUCCAACAAGGAUCAGACAAAAGCUAUUACUUGCAUAAAUGCUUUCUCUAGAUCUCCUUUGCCAUCUCAAUUGGUCAAGUGGGCCUCUAAUCAGAUUGGGAUAGAGCAAAAUGCAAAUAAACUGAAUAUCACUACACCUGAGACUCUUAUAAAUUGGCUAUUGAACAUAGAGCAGAAAGGAGUGCAAGUAUUUGAUCCACGAAUGUCAAAAUUACGUGCCAAGUUAGUGCUUGAUAUGUCUAAAAUGAAGUAUGCGGAGUCAACAUUCAAGUCAAACAGCAAGGUGGCAGACGAAGAUCUCUUCUUCAUUGAUACCAAAGGUGGAGCAGAAGAAGCCAAAGAUGAAGAUGAUCAAGAGAUGGUUGAUAGCGUGGAUGCUGCUUUUGUAGCUGCUGCUCGUCAAAUCAAAGCAUCAAAUGAAAAGACAAGAAAGCGCAAAGGAGUAAAGACUAAUGUCGGUGCUAAAGUGAAAUUCCAAAAGUACGAUCUAGAUAACAUCUCCGUGGAGAAGAUGUCAGCAUCUAGUGACAGUGAUGAUGUUAAAAGCAGUGGAAGUGAGGUGGACGAUCCACUUUCUGAAGAUAUGGAAGAAUAAGGUGGUUUGCUAGAUUGAAAGCAGGAAUACAGGCAUGAUUCACUUGGAAGAAUACCAACCUAACUUUGAGCCAAUAGUUGUUUUUUGUUUUUAUUCAGAGCAAACUCAUUAGAUAAUCUUAACUAGUUGCAUGGAUAAUGUCAUUCUGCAACUUUUCCUGCAUGAAGUCUGGAAAAUUGCUGUACAAUUUCCUCUUACCUUUUAGGUUUAGUUUUCCUGGCGAACUUUGCGAUACAGUCUGCAACUUUGUUACCUUUCCUUAUUAAUAUAAAUUACAUCACAGUUAACAG
Messenger RNA from Papaver somniferum (opium poppy), 2081 nucleotides. RefSeq lists its product as uncharacterized. Bases 163 to 1791 code for a protein of 542 amino acids. The transcript has 5 exons. NCBI's taxonomy places the organism in Eukaryota, Viridiplantae, Streptophyta, Magnoliopsida, Ranunculales, Papaveraceae. The record is from RefSeq and is a predicted model, not a curated record.